CUGAUAAAAACAGAACAAAACAAUACGGAAGUAAAACGGUAGGGAGCGUUUGUUUGUGCUCGUUGACGAAGACAUACAUGUUGAAUACCCAAUUCUCAGUCGACUGAAACAUGUCUAAACUACAGUCGUUUCGUGUGUUUUUAAAUGAGCGUUUAACCGCGGCAGCUGUGGAGAUUUUAGGGGCAGUUGAAGAAACGGUAGCGGAGUACCUCGAGGAGAAUGAUCGGCUACGGAGAAUGCUGCGGAUCACACCGGAGAUACAACUAUGUAGGAUAGAUUCCCUGCAGCUCUCUCUUGCUGUCUCUGAAGAGGAGGUUCUCCCUGAGCAGCAGCACUGUGAGCAGGAGUGGAGCCCCAGUCUGGGGCAGGAGAACCCAGAGCUUCCACAGAUUAAAGAGGAACAGGAGGAACUCCGGACCAGUCAGGAGGAAGAGCAGCUUCAAGGGCUGGAGGCUGAUAUCAAAUUCACUCCUUCCUGUGUGAAAAGUGAAUGUGAUCAGGAGGACCCACUUCAGCCCUUCACUUCUCCCCAAACCCAGACUGUGGAGAACAGAGAGAGUGACCCUAAACAAGUGGAUCUCACACCUUUUGUUACUGUGACCCACCUUAAGGGUCUCUACAUUCCCUGUGACACUCCAGAUAAUCAAAACAAUGCCUCCAGCCACAGGUCAGCUGUAAGCAGUGACCCAGUAGGACUUGACAGCAGCCCACGAUUGGAUCCCAGCCCAUCAAUGGCGGAACAUUGUUCCAAACCCAGCACGUCUAGAAAAACUCACCACUGCCGUGACUGUGGUGAAAAGUUUGCUCUGAAAGCUGACGUGCGGAGGCAUAUGACUCUCCACAAGAAGAGACUUCGUGAAUGCAGCUUCUGCAGAAAACGCUGCACCUCCACCUGUCAACUAAAGGCCCAUGUCCGCCUCUGUCACAGUGGGAAACCCUGCACCUGCCCUGUUUGUAGCAAGACCUUCAAACUCAAAGGAUAUCUGUCCAAGCACAUGAGGAUUCACACAGGAGUGGGGGAGAGAACAUUUAGCUGUGGAGACUGUGGGAAAAGCUUCAAUUUGAAGGGGAACCUAAAGAACCAUAUGUUGACUCACACAGGAGAGAAAUCAUUUAGCUGUGGUGACUGUGGGAAAAGCUUCAUUCAUAAGUGGAACCUAAGGAGCCAUAUGCUGACUCAUACAGGAGAGAAACCAUUUAGCUGUAGUGACUGUGGGAAACGCUUCAAUCAGGAGGGGAACCUACGGAACCAUAAACGGACUCACACAGGAGGGAAACCAUUUAGCUGUGAUAACUGUGGGAAAAGCUUCAAUCAGAAGGGUUCCCUAAAGAAGCAUACACUUACUCACACAGGAGAGAAACCAUUUAGCUGUGCUGACUGUGGGAAAGGCUUCAAUCAGAAGGGGAACCUACGGAACCAUAAACUGACUCACACAGGAGAGAAACCAUUUAGCUGUGAUGAUUGCGGGAAAAGCUUCACUCAAAAGUCUAACUUACUGACGCAUGUGAAAAAAAUCCACAAAGGAGGAAAACAGGAUAGAAACUGAAAGAAAAUUAGGACAAAGAUCUAUUUAGUCACAAGGUGAAAAUAAAAAGUCAGGAUGUGGACAAUUCUGAGUACACCCUCAGACACAUAGCUGGAAUAAGUCUGAGCCAAUAGUCAGAUUAGCUGAUGACUAAAUUAGCAAUGCAGAUGGCAUUAUUUUGCUAAGUGCAGAGAUGUAUUAUGGGUAUGAAUGUGUAGGGGACUUCUGGAAUUCUACAGAUUUUGUGGCCCAGCAGGAAGAUCAGCAUAUCCCAAAUCCAGAGGUUGUCAGUUCAAAUCCCAGGUGGGGUCAUAUUGAAAAGUCUACUAAGUGAUUAUGUCAAAUGUAAUCAUAUUGUCAUUGCUUACACCAUUAUAGUUUAGCAGUGUAUCACUAACCUUAAACAGAAUACAUGGUCCCAAAUCAAAUUGUAUUGGUCACAUACACGUGUUUAGCAGAUGUUAUUGCGGGUGUAGCUAUAAUGCUUGUGUUUCUAGCUCCAACAGUGCAGUAAUAUCUAACAAUUCACAACAAUACACACAAACCUAAAAGUAAAAUAAUGAAAUUAAAGAAUAUAUAAAUAUUAGGAUGAGCAAUGUCGGAGUGGCGUAGACUAAAAUACAGUAGAAUAGAAUACAGUAUAUUCAUAUGAGAUGAGUAAAGCAAAGAUAUGUAAACAUUAUUAAAGUGACUAGUGUUCCAUAAUGAAAGUGGCCAGUGAAUUCAAGUCUAUGUAUGUAGGGCAGCAGCCUCUAAGGUUCAGGUUUACGUAACCGGGUGGAAACCGGCCAAGAGAACAUUCUCAAAUAUGUGGGUGUAAAACACUGUUAAAAGCACUGUUUUUGUGUGUCGGUGGCUGUCCCUAGCAUUGCCAAAAGACAAAGAGCUGUGACUGGAUCAGUGGUUCACCAAUCAGGGCCUUGAUGGGCUUGGCAACAGUAACAAGGGGUGAGGUGUAUUGAAACUAGGGGGCGCGUGCCUUGGGUAAACCAUUUUUUGGGGGGGAGAACAUUUCUUUACGGGCAUUGGUUAAGGUCCUCGGAACAAACCGAGAACUAGACAACAACCUCCAGGAGAGCAUGACACAACAUCCCAAGAAUGCCUUCAAAACGUCCUCGAGACCAGCCAGGAACUAGACAAAUCCUCUAGGGAACCAUGACACAACGUCCUGACGACGUCAGGCAACCAUUUUGUGACAUCCUGGGAGGUCCUAACGACUCAUUAUUGUUUACUGAGAAGUUAUGUUAUUCAUUAAAAAGGUAACAUUUACUCUUAUUUUAUAAACCCAUAUGUUCUUUACAUAUUUUCUGCUACAAAAGUAGGCAAAGCUGUCAUCAAGGCAAAGGGUGGCUACUUUGAAGAAUCUCAGAUAUAAAAUAUAUUUUGAUUUGUAUAACACUUAUUUUGGUUACUACAUGAUUCCAUAUGUGUUAUUUCAUAGUUUUGAUGUCUUCAAUAUUAUUCUACAAUGUAGAAAAUAGUAAAAAUAAAGAAAAACCUUUGAAUGAG
This is a messenger RNA of Salvelinus fontinalis (brook trout), 3035 nucleotides long. RefSeq names its product gastrula zinc finger protein XlCGF57.1-like. Gene Ontology annotation, biological process: regulation of immune system process; negative regulation of transcription by RNA polymerase II; regulation of cytokine production. NCBI's taxonomy places the organism in Eukaryota, Metazoa, Chordata, Actinopteri, Salmoniformes, Salmonidae. The record is from RefSeq and is a predicted model, not a curated record. Bases 111 to 1547 code for a protein of 478 amino acids. The transcript is spliced from 2 exons.